Felis catus (domestic cat) is the source of this 788-nucleotide messenger RNA. RefSeq names its product sperm acrosome associated 4 (gene SPACA4). The transcript has a single exon. Lineage: Eukaryota; Metazoa; Chordata; Mammalia; Carnivora; Felidae. Bases 301 to 681 code for a protein of 126 amino acids. The record is from RefSeq and is a predicted model, not a curated record.
CACCCCAUUCCGCUGAACAGAGACGCCCUGAACAGGAUCGCGCCUGCUGGCUUGUCUCUGUCCCGGGAUCUUCUGAGACCCAAGCGCUCGAGAGCCGCGGUCACGACGGAGCUCCUGAGACAGACACGGAGCGUUGGGAACCGAGGACACUCCAAGUGCUGACCCCGGGAGGCCAGCCCAGGGGUGAAAGUCGCGGAGCAGGGUUGGGGGGGGGGGGACUCAGGAUCCUCAUUCAGCGGUUCCGGGAGGCCCAGGAAGCCCACGGCCUGGCUUGGGCACCGUCACCCCCGCCAGGCCACCAUGGUCCCCGGCUGGCUGCUGCUUCUGGUGAUGGCUCUGCCCCCGGGUGCCACGGGCGCCAAGGACUGUGUGUUCUGUGAGCUGACCGACUCCACGCAGUGCCCCGGGACCCACAUGCGCUGUGGCGAAGACGAGGACUGUUUCACGGGCCAGGGGGUGGCCCCGGGGCUCGGCCUCAUCAUCAACAAAGGCUGUGUGCAGUCCACUUCCUGCGGCCACGAGGAGCCCGUCCCCUACAUGGGCGUCACCUACACCCUCACCACCACCUGCUGCUCCGGCCACAUGUGUAACAGGGCCCCCGGUCCCGAAAGUGGCCAGCUGGAAGGGGUCACCGCCGCCGGCCUGGCGCUGGGCCUGCUGCUGUUCCCACAUUUGCUGUGACCGACCUGAAGGGCAGGGCCUGGGACUGGUCUCCCGGCCUCGCUGCUCCCCGAGCCUCCUGCCUCCACCCCUCCCCCUCAUUAAAUGGCCAGAGGCCCUGGACAACC